Molecule: messenger RNA, 2041 nt
Organism: Lipotes vexillifer (Yangtze River dolphin)
Lineage: Eukaryota; Metazoa; Chordata; Mammalia; Artiodactyla; Lipotidae
Gene: SLC22A23
Product: solute carrier family 22 member 23
Exons: 10
Coding region: 1-2034 (677 amino acids)
Biological process (GO): transmembrane transport
Cellular component (GO): membrane
Molecular function (GO): transmembrane transporter activity
Source: RefSeq, a predicted model, not a curated record
AUGGCGAUAGACCGGCGGCGCGAGGCGGCGGGCGGCGUCCCUGGGCGGCUGCCGCCCGCGGCCGAGGAGAACGGCGCCCUGCCGCCCGGGGACGCGGCGGCCUCGGCGCCCCUCGGGGGACGCGCGGGCCCGGGCGGCGGCGGCGACAUCCAGCCGCUGCCCGCCCCGCACGCCGCCGGCGGCCCGCACCCGAGCCUCCUGUUGCUGGACUACGACGGGUCGGUGCUGCCCUUCCUCGGGGGCCUGGGCGGCGGCUACCAGAAGACCCUUGUGCUGCUCACCUGGAUCCCGGCGCUCUUCAUCGGCUUCAGCCAGUUCUCGGACUCCUUCCUCUUGGACCAGCCCAACUUCUGGUGCCGCGAGGACGGCAAGGGCGCCGACCCGGCUGGGGUCACGGCCCGGGGGGGCGGCGGCGACCUGGCCAACUGGACCAGCCCCCCGACCACCCCCUUCUCCACCGCCGCCUGGGGGACGGCGGGCCCCCUCGGCAACGGCAGCGGCGCGGAAGGGAGCGACGCGCCGCCCCUGCCGUCCCCUCCGGACAAGGGGGACAACGCCUCCAACUGCGACUGCCACGCGUGGGACUACGGCCUCCGCACAGGCCUGGUACAAAACGUGGUCAGCAAGUGGGAUCUUGUGUGUGAUAAUGCCUGGAAGGUCCAUGUCGCUAAGUUCUCCUUACUGGUUGGAUUAAUCUUUGGCUACCUGAUAACUGGAUGCAUUGCUGACUGGUCCGGCCGGCGGCCCGUGCUGCUCUUCUCCGUCAUCUUCAUCCUCGUCUUUGGACUGACCGUGGCGCUGUCUGUGAACGUGACCAUGUUCAGCACACUCAGGUUCUUUGAAGGAUUCUGCCUGGCUGGAGUGAUUCUCACCCUGUACGCACUACGCAUAGAGCUCUGCCCCCCGGGAAAGCGGUUCCUGAUCACAAUGGUGGCGAGCUUCGUGGCCACGGCGGGGCAGCUCCUCAUGCCCGGGCUGGCCGCCCUGUGCCGGGACUGGCAGGUGCUGCAGGCCCUCAUCAUCUGCCCCUUCCUGCCCAUGCUGCUCUACUGGUCGAUCUUCCCAGAGUCCCUGCGGUGGCUCAUGGCCACCCACCAGUUUGCAUCGGCAAAGAAGCUAAUCCUGCACUUCACACAGAAGAACCGCAUGAACCCCGAGAGCGACAUCAAAGGCGUGAUGCCUGAGCUGGAGAAGGAACUUUCCCGGAGGCCCAAGAAGGUCUGCAUCGUGAAGGUGGUGGGAACCCGCAACCUGUGGAAGAACAUCGUGGUGCUGUGCGUGAACUCGCUGACCGGCUUCGGGAUCCACCACUGCUUCGCACGCAGCAUGAUGGGCCACGAGGUGAAGGUGCCACUGCUCGAGGACUUCUACGCCACCUACUACACGGCGGCCGGCAUCGCCCUGGCGUCCUGCCUGGCCGUGUGCCCGGUGGUGCGGCUCCUGGGGCGCCGGGGAGGCCUGCUGCUCUUCGUGAUCCUCACGGCCCUGGCCUCGCUCCUGCAGCUCGGGCUGCUCAACCUGAUCGGAAAAUACAGCCAGCAUCCAGACUCAGGAAUGAGCGACAGCGUCAAGGACAAGUUCUCCAUCACCUUCUCCAUCGUGGGCAUGUUCGCCUCCCAUGCAGUGGGGAGCCUCAGCGUGUUCUUCUGUGCAGAGAUCACUCCCACGGUAAUAAGGUGCGGCGGCCUGGGGCUGGUGCUGGCCAGUGCGGGCUUCGGCAUGCUGACGGCGCCCAUCAUCGAGCUGCACAACCAGAAGGGCUACUUCCUGCACCACAUCAUCUUUGCCUGCUGCACGCUCAUCUGCAUCAUCUGCCUCCUGCUGCUUCCCGAGAGCCGGGACCAGAACCUGCCCGAGAGCAUCCCCGACGGCGAGCACUACACGCGCCAGCCCCUGCUGCCGCCCAGGCGCGGGGAGCAGCCCCUGCUGCUGACCAACGCCGAGCUCAAGGACUACUCGGGGCUGCACGAUGCGGCCGCCGCGGGCGACGGGCUGCCGGACCGUGCCACGGCCAACGGCAGGCGGCCCAUGUAGCAGGGCC